AUGCAACCAGUCUCGGAGAAGCUCUUCAAGGGCGCGAAUGCUGCGUACGCCUUCACCGAGACGGUGCACGACGAGCAGAUGAGGGCACGCGACUCCGCGCGAGGAAAGGCUCUGGCCGAUGCCGCGGUGGCCGCCAGUGUCGAAUUCUAUAUCUACAGCACCCUCCCCUCUAUCACUAAGAUCUCCGGCGGCGAAUUCACACGCGGCGAGCACUUCGAUGUCAAGGCCGAAGUCGAGGACUACAUCUGCUCUCUGCCCAUUCGCAGCGCCUUCCUUUCUCCCGGCUCGUUCAUGCAGGUCUUCCUGGGCAUGAUGCUUUACAUUCAGGACUUUGGCUACUGGGGUCCGGAGACUGAGGAACUCCUGGUGGCCAGCGUUGCAGAAGCGCAUGGAAAACUGACUACGCUGGAGGGAUUUUUCGACAAACACGGCGUGAAUUUUCAAUCUGGUCAUUGA
Molecule: messenger RNA, 456 nt
Organism: Aspergillus clavatus NRRL 1
Lineage: Eukaryota; Fungi; Ascomycota; Eurotiomycetes; Eurotiales; Aspergillaceae
Exons: 1
Coding region: 1-456 (151 amino acids)
Source: RefSeq, a predicted model, not a curated record